Molecule: messenger RNA, 990 nt
Organism: Durio zibethinus
Lineage: Eukaryota; Viridiplantae; Streptophyta; Magnoliopsida; Malvales; Malvaceae
Product: universal stress protein PHOS34-like
Source: RefSeq, a predicted model, not a curated record
CACAAAAUUAAAGCAAACUAUUUGUUAAUAUGGUUAACUUCCGGAUAAGCUGAUGACCAAAAUGACAACCUCAUAUUACAUGUCAUUGUUUUCACCUCAAUUCCAAACCUCUCUUUCUUGGUGGUGGUGGUGGUGGUAGUGGAGGUGGUUUAUUUGUUUCUUUUUGCUGCUGUUGUGGCCAUUGAUGGUGACUCCACCUCCAAGAAAAGUAAUGGUGGUAGCUGACCCGACUCCCCACUCAGCGGCAGCCCUCCAAUAUGCUCUUUCCCAUGCAAUGUUAGAGCAAGAUGAGCUGAUUCUUUUUCAUAUUGAAAACCCCAAUUCAUGGAAAAACACUUUCUCUACUUUUCUAAGGAGACCAAGUUUUCCUUCUGGCACCACGGCUCCUAAUUCCGUCCCUGAAGGAGCUUCAACUGACAUAGAUUUUCUUGACCAAAUGAAACGUGCAUGUGAGAUUGCUCAGCCUAAAAUCCCCGUUCGUAUAGAGAAAACUGACAUGGAUGGGAAGGAUAAGGCUACUGUAAUUCUUUCCAAGAGCAAAGCUCUAGGAAUUGAUCUUAUUAUCAUAGGACAGCGGCGGAGUCUCUCUUCAGCAAUACUAGGAUACAGGCGGCCGAGCGGGUCAAUGAAAGGAUCAAAACUGAUAGACACGGCAGAUUAUUUGAUUGAGAACAGCCCAUGCACCUGCGUUGCAGUGCAGAAAAAGGGACAAAAUGGUGGUUAUGUCCUCAACUCGAAGACCCAUAAAAAUUUCUGGCUCUUGGCAUAAUUUGCACUUUGCAUUCAAUCAAGUACCAUUCCAUUGGUCAUAGUUCCAACAGUCAAUUUGAUUAUCACCAGAACUUGAUAAAUCUUAUAAAGUUGUCAUAUUUAGUUAACUUUUAAUUCAAUCCCUUCUUUUUCUUCUCUUUAGUGAUGAAUGUUCCAUUUGUAUUUUUUCUUCAGUUUGAAACUACAUAGAAAUUGUAAAUAUUUGGAAUUUGGAAAUGA